Molecule: messenger RNA, 1830 nt
Organism: Physella acuta
Lineage: Eukaryota; Metazoa; Mollusca; Gastropoda; Physidae
Source: RefSeq, a predicted model, not a curated record
AAUGUCACAAUAACUUGUCUCAUGCCAUACUGUUAAAAUGCACAAUUAAAUAAAUACACUUUUUUAUGUAAUCUUAGAUUCCAAUGCUAUGAAGAAAAAUCCUUUAGAGAUUUGGCUGGCAUUGAUGAAUGAAAUGGUCUACUUUGAGAACAAAGAUUUGUCAACAUUCCUUCCAGAGAUCCUGGGUAUUAUUACCAAAAAUGAGCAGUUUGAGGAAUCGCAGCACAAAAAGCUACACUGGGACAACAUUUACCAGUACUUAACUUACUUGGCAAAAGGAGAUAAUCCGCCAAAAAGGCUUUCCAAUAUAGAAGCGUUGGUUCUUCUGGACAUCAUGCAGAACUUGGGGGACACUUUUAAGGAGCUGGACACCACAGAACAGAGACGUGUCCUCAACAUUAAGCACGAACUGCUUAGUUUUCACACAGUGGAGCUGCCGAGGACUCAGCGAGAGAUUGGCACAUUCAGAGUUGCACUAGCACUUAGUAAUAAAUUUGAUAAUUGUGAAGAAGACCUUGAUGCCACAUGUGACAACGAUCCUGCUUCAAGUGGAUCUCAGGCAGCACAAUCUACUUGUGACCUAACAGCUGGGCCAAGCCACGCCCCUGACCUGUGCCAACCUUCAACCUCUGACCUGUGCCACCCUUCAACCUCUGACCUGUGCCAACCUUCAACCUCUGACCUGUGCCAACCUUCAACCUCUGACCUGUGCCACCCUUCAACCCCUGACCUGUGCCAGCCUUCAACCCCUGACCUGUGCCAACCUUCAACCUCCGACCUGUGCCACCCUUCAACCCCUGACCUGCGCCAGCCUUCAACCUCUGACCCAUCAGCUAGUCAAGCCAACCUUGCUUCCUGUUCUGCUGGUGUCCUCAAGUUUACGUUCCCAAUCAAAGGUUGCAAAAAGCUGAUCAAACCCAAGUUUUUUAGUCUAAAUCCCUUGUGUAUAUCAUCUAAAUUAAUGCAGAUUGAGAAGAAAAAGAAAGCAGAGGGAGAAACUUCAUGAAGAACCUCAACCUUGUUGACUAUUGUUUUUUGUUAUGCCUAUUUCUUGCAUGCCUGAAGGAAGUGUACAUAUUUUGGUGAUGAAGAACCUCAACCUUGUUGACUAUUGUUUUUUGUUAUGCUUACUUCUUGCAUGCCUGAAGGUGUACAUAAUUUGGUGAUGAAGAACCUACCUUGUUGUUGACUUGUUUUUUGUUAUGCUUAUUUCUUGCAUGCCUGAAGGUGUACAUAUUUUGGUGAUGAAGAACCUCAACCUUGUUGACUGUUGUUUUUUGUUAUUCUUAUUUCUUGCAUGCCUGAAGGAAGGUGUACAUAUUUUGGUGGUGAAGAACCUCACACCUUGUUCAAGUUGUUGACUGCUGUUUUUUGAUCAUAUCUUGCAUGCCUGAAGGAAGUGGACAUAUUUUGGUGAUGAACCUCACACCUUGUUCAAGUUGUUGACUGCUGUUUUUUGUUGUUUUUUUAUCAUAUCUUGCAUGCCUGAAGGAAGUGGACAUAUUUUGGUGGUGAAGAACCUCACACCUUGUUCAAGUUGUUGACUGCUGUUUUCUGUUGUUUUUUUUAUCAUAUCUUGCAUGACUGAAGUUGUACAUAUUUUGGUAAUGAAGAACCUCAUACCUUGUUGACUAUUGGUUUUUGUUAUGCUUAUUUCUUGCAUGCCUGAGGGUGUACAUACUUUGGUGAUUGUUGUAGAUUUUUUCCCCAAGGCUUGUCACCUGUUUUCAGCACAAAAAUUGUUCUAAUUGGAUCUAGUAGAUCCCAUCCCAUGAAGGUUUCUUGUAACAGUUACAAAGCUUUUAUUGUUGAGUGAGAUUGUUUAUUGAC